UCGUUAAAAACUAAAUAACUGCUUGCUGYUGCUAGUUUUGUACAUGCAGAAUAGCUCUGAAGAACGAGCACUCAAAAGCACAUUAAAAUACACGUUUACUCGUUGUUGAAAUUGUUUUAUGUGGCCAGACUGUUUAGCAAGUAAAAGCUUUUUAGCAGAACWAUUAUUUUUUAAUUGAUAACACAUAAAAAUUUCUUGAGCUAUAGUGAAAAAACUCUGACGAUAAUGUUUGUCGGAAAAAUACGGAGACUUACAUAUGUACAUAAGGGCUGAUAUGUUGUAUAGGAAUGUUGACGGAAAUGAAGUACCAUAUUAUUAUAAAAUAUAAUAACGGAAACGUAUUGUUUUAAGUUUUAUAUACAGCAUGUCCGAUAUUAAUAACAAAUCAUCAAUGAGCAAUCUGCAGCCCCCAACAACAACAACCGUCGGUCAAAUGCUAGCYCCAGCAAACACUGCACCACAAAAACUUUAUUCAGGUUCCGCUACUGGGAAUCCACGUAACAAAUGUGCGCUCAAGCCUGGUCACUCUCUAUUGGAUUGGAUACGACUUGGUAACUCAGGCAUAGACUUAGCAGGCACACGUGGUCGUGUGACGACUGUAAAUAGCGACGAGCUUGCACGACAUAAUACUCGGGAGGAUGCUUGGAUGGCGAUACGGGGCAAGGUGUACAAUGUGACGCGUUACAUGGAUUUUCAUCCUGGUGGUGUUGACGAGCUAAUGCGUGGCGUUGGAUGCGAUGCCACAAAACUYUUUGAUGAGGUACAUGCCUGGGUAAACUAUCAACAAUUGUUGGUGAAAUGCUUUAUUGGUCCAUUGCGUACGUUGUCCAAAAUGAGUUCCUUACCAGAAGGGAGAACACCAGUUCCGAMAGCUAACUUUGAAAUACCGUCCAGUAACAAACCUGUAAACACAAACAUCGAAAUUGUACCACGUUUUGACUGGAUACAGAAACGACAAGACCUCACAAUCUACAUUUAUACUCGCCAACUUUGCAAUCCAGGUCUGCUAUUGCGCCGAAAAUGUGCUAARAAACUACAACUGCAGGUGCAAAUAAACAGUGCACAACAUAUAUUUGAAUUCGAGCUGCAUGAAGAAAUAGAUUGGCCACCGAAGUCAGUGCGUGUUGGUAGUGAGACAGGUAAAAUCGAAGUAUCGGUCACUAAAGUAGAGCCUGCUCUAUGGUCAACGUAUGGAGCACACAAUGUAUCGAAAGGUGUAGUGGGUGAAACGGAGGAUUUGGAGUAUGAAUAUGAAGUWGUAAAAUGUACGGAUUUUAAUCAUGAUUCAUUCGUGUUAUGUUUGCGUGAUAUACGAGGCACAUUGAUGGUGCUACCCAUUGGCUAUCACAUGACUGUAGCGGCGCUAAUAAAUGGCGAAUUGAUCCGUCGCAGUUACACACCUGUUCCAGGCAAAGUUCUGCCACAACCUCACACUGACAAUGAAAGCAAUAGUACAAAUUUAAAYUUCCUUAUUAAAAGCUACGGUGAGGGCAUACUAUCGACGCAUUUGCGUCAGAAGCAAAUCGGUCAGAUGUUAUUACUAUCAACACCACAUGGCAAUCUUCAUCUUCAACGUUUACUGCCUCAUCGUCAAAUAGCUCUUAUCGCUGCUGGCAGUGGUCUGACGCCUAUGCUAAAUUUAAUUGAACAUUUGCUUAAACGAAAUGCAAACCGAAUCGACUAUUUACGUUUAAUGUACUUCAAUAAAACACCAGCAGACAUAUGGUGUCGYGGUGAGCUAGAACAGCUGCAAAAAACUGAUGAGAGAUUCCAAUUGGUGAAUGUGCUUUCCGCAGCCGACGCAGAAUGGACGGGAUUACGUGGGCGGAUAUGCAACGAGCUACUAGCCCCUCUAAUAACGAAAAACACAACAGAAUAUGCCAGUUUUGUGGCUGUAUGUGGACCUAGCGCAUUUAACCAAGCAGCUCAGGAUAUAUUACAGGAGUUGAAAUUUAAUUUGGAAAAUUUACAUAUAUUUCAAGGUUGAAUAAAGCCGCUGUUUUUAUAUAAAACAUUAA
Molecule: messenger RNA, 2018 nt
Organism: Bactrocera latifrons
Lineage: Eukaryota; Metazoa; Arthropoda; Insecta; Diptera; Tephritidae
Product: cytochrome b5 reductase 4
Exons: 6
Coding region: 365-1987 (540 amino acids)
Biological process (GO): generation of precursor metabolites and energy; superoxide metabolic process
Cellular component (GO): endoplasmic reticulum
Molecular function (GO): heme binding; oxidoreductase activity
Source: RefSeq, a predicted model, not a curated record